UGCCUUGGGCGCCCGCUGGCUGCAGUCUCGCCGGCAACCGCAACAGCGGCGCCACGCUCGGACGCUGUCGCUACGCUACGCCACGCUCCCACGCCACGAGGCCGCAUCGCGCCCAUGCCACAGCCGUAGCUCCCACAAACCGUUGUCCACAGCAGUCGCCGCUCCCGCGUACAAGUGCAUGUGCCGUUUCCUCUCGCCGACGUCCCUUUUCUCAGUUUUGUUUCCGAUUUUUUAUCCGCGGUUCGUGGGCUGCGCGAAAAUGGUGAAGGGUGAAGUGUGCUACGUCACCCUGCUGCUGCUGUUGUGCGUGUGUAAUUACGCCACCGUGGUCGGGAGCACGGUGCCCAGUGACGACAACGCCGACGAUGUGGUGAAAUCGUGCGCUGCGGUCAGACCCAUCUUCGAAGCCAAAAACAUUUCGGCUGACAUCCCAGACACGCCCGUAAACGGCCGUGAGCUGACCGUGUGCGUGUCCGAGACGUCGUGCUGCACCCUGGAGAUGGAGGUGGCGCUCCAGCGGCUGGUGCGGAGGGACUUCCAGGCGCUGCUGCACCACAACUCCAGGUCGCUGGAGGGCCUGCUCGUCUCCGCCGCCAACACCAUACGAGAGCACGUGGUGGAGCUGCUGCGGCAGUCGGAGAACAAGACGGCGUCGCUGUUCGAGCAGCAGUACCGGCUGAUCUCGAGGCAGGCGCGCGACCCCGUGUCUGCGCUGUACGCGACGCUGGGCGGCCACCUGGAGGCGCCGCUGCAGCCCAGUGCGGGCUCCAGCGCCCCGGGGCCCGCCGCCGACCUGGAGGAGGCCGUCACCGACAUGUUCGCCGGCCUCUUCCCGCUCGUCUACCGGCACGCCGUCUCGAAGGCGCGCGACUUCGCCGCCGACUACAAAGCGUGCCUGCGAGAGGCGACGCCCGAGCUGCAGCCGUUCGGCGACGCGCCGCGCCAGCUGGCCAGGUCGGUGCAGCGCGCGCUGGAGGCGGCCAGGGUGCUGCGGCAGGCGCUGCUGCUGGGCGCCGAGGUGCUCAACGCCACCGACUCGCUGCUCACCGGCGAGAACGGCCCGCCAGGUGGAGCGGCGGCCCAGGCGCAGUGCCACGCGGCGCUGCUCCGCAUGUCGUACUGCUCGCGCUGCCACGGGCUGCAGCGGCGCGUCCGCCCCUGCGCAGGGCUGUGCCUGAACGUGCUGCGCGGCUGCCUGACGCAGCAUGCCGCCGAGCUGGACCUGCCGUGGAACGGAUACGUCGAAGCCGCAGAGAGGCUCGUCGUCGCCGUCCAGGGCCACGGCGCUGUCGACGACGUGCUGCGCUCGCUCGACGGACGCGUCACCGAGGCCAUCAUGAUCGCGAUGGUGCCCGCGCCCAACCUCGAGGAAAAGGUGAAGCGGUCUUGCGGGCCGCACAAGUGGGACGAGAGCUCGCCGGAUAGCUCAGAGGGCGAGGAGGAGGAGGAGGAGGCGGGGGAGGCGGCGGGCGGCGCGGGCCCGCGGCAGCUCGCCAGCGGCCAGAGCGAGGUGCUCGGCGUCACCCUCACGCAGGGCCACAUCACUACUGGGUCGGGCCAGGACACGCUGUCCUCGAAGCUGCAGCACUUCCUGACCAGCCUGACGAGGAGCCGCGGCUUCUACGCCAACCUGGCCGAGUCGCUGUGCUCCGACGAGAGCUUCGCCGAGACCCGCGACACGGCCGACUGCUGGAACGGCCAGCGCGUCGGAGAGUACACAAAAACUGUGGUGGCUUCAAGUGUGACUGCACAGAAGUAUAACCCUGAACUGACAUGGACACCAUACAACCCCGAUGCACGAAUUGCCGAGCUCAGUGACAAACUGAGGCAUAUAAAGCAGGUUGUGGUAAGCCAAUUGACAGAAACACCUCCAGCUCUCUCCUUCACUCAUUACGAAGAGGGAAGUGGAAGUGGACAGGAGCCAGGUGGAGGCUGGGAUGCUGAACAAGAUGGAGGAUGGCGAGAUGAUGGCUCAGGUUCUGGAGACAUACCAAUUGUAGGAGGAGGAGCAGGAGGAGUGGACACUAGUUCAACAGAUCAUGCAGUACAUGUCUCACCAGGUGAAGGAAGAGAUGAAAAGAAAGCUGAUUCGGGAGCUGAUACUGUAUUCUCCUGCAGUCUUCUGCUCAUUGUCUUUGGUGCAACAGCAGCAACAUCAUAUAUAUAUGAUGGUUAGACGUGUCUGUUUACCGAUACUCCAGCUGUCAAGAAGCCUGGGUUCCCAUUAGUUCACACAUCACCAACUCACAUCCAGUUGUGACAUCUUCUGAAAACACUGGUCAACUAUUAAAACACGGACAAUGUUACAUUGUGUGAAAUUAGUGUAUGUACUGAAUCAUUGUGACUGAGAAAAAAUGCAGCCUGCACAGUGCAAGCUUAUGACAUAAAAGAGAUUUAUAUAUAUUCAUUAUUUCUUCAUAUAUUAACAAAUUAAUAUCAACCAAUCUUUAAAAUUAUAUUGUGGUUGCAAUUGUUUGUUAAUAUAUGAACAUAAUAAACAUAUUUACAAUAUGAAUGAUGGCCAAUAUGGUUUCAAAAGAUGUUUAUUUUUGGUUCACAAAUUAUGUCUGUGCCCCUGCAACUAAACUUUUGUACUUAAAUAGUACACUGUAUUUGUGCACAAUAUAAAAUGCUAUUAGUUUUGUUUUUCACAAAAUCAUCUUUCUAACUAUGAAAACUUAAUAUCAGUUAAGGAGUUCUGAAUCAGUACACCAUCAUCAUUGUUAACAUAAAUUCCAUUGUGGUCCAUCAGAUUGAGAAGCUGAAAAUGGACUGCUUCAUUAGCACCUUGGUUUGGUGAUAACUAGGCAUUUUUAUACACUCAUUCAGUGAAUAAAUGCAUUCAAACACUGCAGAAAUCAUUUUCACAGAUCAACAUACAGCACUAGCCCAUCAUUGUUUAAGGGAAUGCUUCACAGCAAUGGAAUAAAUAGUCAACACAUAAGUGACAGCUCUCAUAAAAUGCGCAAGAGGCUGAUGUUAUCAUGUAAUAUAGUGUUCAAAACAAAAUAAUAUUAACAGUCACUGAAGGAUUACAAAAACAGUAUCAUUCUGUUAGAGAAAUGUAAAAAAUCAUCACUAAAUGCAUUGACUCUGGAAGUGUCAUUUUGGCACUGUUUUUGUAUACCAAUAUGUUAUUGCAUCAGAACAAGAAGAUGAAAAGAAUUUUCAAUAUUUUCAAGUGCUUUAAUUACUUCAUGUUUCAUUCAUAGAGUUUGGCGAUACAUUUUGUCUUCUGAACUCUGCUUUCAAUUUCCACCUUUCAGUGCAUAGCUGACAUUUCCAUUUAGACACAUAAAUUUUCAUGGUUGAUAUAAUAUGAGACUAACAUAUCUAGGAAGGAUGUUAUUGUGUGUGGAUGAGUGUUAGUGUGAUAAACACUUGUGUAUUCUAAAAAUCACAGUUAUGUGGUUAUCCAGUGAAGUUUCACAGUAAGUUUAAAACAGAAAUGCAUCACACAAAUUGAAAGGCGCAAUUAAACUUGCUCAUAAUUUAGGGUACAAAAUCCAUAACAGUUGCACAGGGACAAUCUUUACUUGAUUCUUUCAUCCAGAACAGACUGUCAUAUCUUCACCCUAAUUAUGUGAGCAGCAGAAGCUGUUUAAAUUGUUUACAUACUUACAUAAGUUUACAGCAUUAUGACAUAAAUCAAGGAGACAAAGUGGCCCAAAAAUUAAAAAACAUGACCAUGUUAAGAAUUACAGAGCUAUUGAUUUCUUAGUGUUUUUGUUUACCUCCUGGGUAAAUCACUGAACUUCUUCUUCUGUGUCUUGGUUACAUAUGUGUAUAUGUUUAACAGAUAAAGUACUGACCCAUCUUAUACAUCUUGAAAAUGGUACUUCUACUCAUGAAACCAAUAUUAUUUUACACAAAUGUGCAGAUUCGAUGAAAGAAAACAACCAAAAAUUUGAUGGCAAAAUCUUGUAUUAUUGUCUUACAUGCAUUUCCUUACAAAAUUGUUGAGUGACAUGGAACAGAAUUGGCAGUGAAUCUCAUUAAGUUGAGUGUUAAAAUUUUAAUAGGAUGGUAUCAUGAAGUUUCUCAUCUGUAUAGAACAUAUCAUAUAUGUUCAUAUCAUUUACAUAUGUAAGAGAGAAUUAUUUUGCUCUCUUAAGCUUCAACAAGUAGUUCUUAAUUAUUGUCCCAGUAAUCAGAUAUGAAAAUGGAAAGACUAUCUCAUGGGCUAGUAUGUUUUAUACAUACCUGUUCAGCAUUAUAAUUUUCAACAGAGAGUAAUGCAACUUAGGCAUCCAGAAGGGGGAAAAAAAGUUUCUGUGAGAAUGCAAAAUAAGAAGAAAACAAGUGUGACUCUGUCUCUCCUUCUUCUGUACUUCAGCUACUAGGUCUUCGCGUGUUACAGUGCAAUAACUCCUAGAUACAAAAGUCUAAGUGAAAACUUAACACAAAUAUGGAAAAAUUGAGGAGGAUGAUGUUCAGUUCCUCUUGCAAAAGAAAUUUUAGGUAUCCCACAUCAGCAAAAGCAGUCACUCAGUUGCUGUUGUCACACUUAUUACAUUGUGUAUUUGUAUUUGCGAAUUUUAAUGUACUCAUUAUUUUUAAUGUGCCUUUCUUUCUUCUCAUUAAUAAUGCAGUAAAAAGUGAGAGGUCUCUUUUUUACACUUUUGAUGCACAUACUGCUAUUAUUUAAGUUAUUGAUUUCUUUUAUUCAACUACGAUGGUUAUUCUUUUCAAGCUGUGAUAAAAAUGAAACAUAGCAGGGUGACCCAAGUUUAAGCAGCAUAUUUGUUCCAUAAUAAUUCAGUUUAUGUGGUGUAAUAUCUAGUGCUUCCAAUAACUGUCUUUAAAAUGGGUUUGAAAAUCUGUUGAAACUUGCAGAAAAUUUCCCUACAUGGAACUGUUAUUCAAAAGCUUCAGACUAAAACAGCAUCAUUGGCAGUAUUUUGAUUCCAUCAUAGUGAAUUUACAAAGGCCAUUUAGGAUAGUUUGGUAAAAGAAAAUGCUGAAUAGAUAUACCACCCAACAAAUAGUGUUAAUAAGUUCUUUGAUGUUUAAAUAUAACUGUAUCAAAAAAUUAUUUGUACACAGCAUUUUCUACUCUGUCUGACUUGUUGGUUUUUUUUUUUUUUUUUUUUUUUUUUUUUUAGUGUGGCUUCUAUCACUGACGUGCAUAGACAAUGACUAUGGGUACAUCUAGCUUGUUAUCCUUUAUAAAUGUCAUUUUCAUAAUUGACUUCUAGUUUACUUAUAGUGAUCUGCCUUUGUCAAAUAAAUAAAAUGCUCAUAGAAAUGAAUUAACUAACAUACAAAGACAGGACAGAAAAACAAGAAGCAUUCACUGGCUGAGACUAACUGUUUAUUUACUAGUAUGACAUAGAAACACAUAUUUGUGGUUACUAAAGAAACUAUUUAUGGUCUUGAAAACAAGUUUAAAUAUUAAGACUUAAAUUUUUCUCCACCUAAAUUGCCUAAUUUGCUCUGUCUAAAUUGAUACUGCUAAAACUGUAUUCUCAAUAGUAGAUUUUAAUUGCUGCCUUUUCCUUAGCAGUUGCUGAAAAUAGCUGUUUUUUUUCCUUUCAGUAAAUUCAUAAAAGUAUAAAUCAAUACUUCCUGAACAAUGGAUUUCAAAUAACAUUAAAAACAAUUAGGCCUGUUUAUAAAUGAAUAAUAGUAAAUGUUUAGUUGUAGAGGAAGCCACGCUAAGCUAUGUUGUAUGAGUCUAUAAUGUGUGUUUAAGAAUUGGUGGGAAAAUAUUGUGAAAAAAGAAGGGGGGGGGGGGGGGGCGGUGGACUCCAAUCUCAAGCAUGUAGCAAAAUUAAACUAUCACCAUCUUACUUCUAAGACAAUAACACACAUUACUCUUCACUAGUGGUGGAAAUUGAGACUAAAAUGCUGGGGUGUAACCAACUGAAAUUUUCACUGGAAAGGAAUCCAAUAACUGCUUUCUACUUUAACUAUAUUGUUAUUACAUUCACUGUAUUUUCUAAGUCCUAGCACAAUACACUCACCUCAAUGUUAACCUUCCCCCUCCAAAAAAAGAAUCAGUACUUAUGCAAAUAUUAGAAUGCUGCAUCUUUUUAACUUUUUCAGUUAGUAACACUUUAAAGAAAUGGUAGAAAAGAACUAGGAGCACUUAAUUGCCAUAUCUUUUACACAUACACUACAUACAGUGUGACUGAGUGUCAUAGAUUAACAGUUUAGUUCUUUGUGCCCUUCUGCUCGAAAAUAAGCCCCAUUCAGCUAAACACUAAAGUCAGAAAAUCAGACUCUUGAAAACAUUCAGAUGACUACAAUGUCAGAGACAUUUCAUUAUUUGUUGGAGUUUUAUAUCUAUUAUUGAAUAUUUAAGUUUCUCAUAAGUUGACAAAACAAAGUAAUUUAACUAACUAAUUUUGCUUGUAAAAAAUCUGUCAAUGUCUCAUUGGUUACAAACAAACACAAAAAAAGUCACUCAACAAACAAGUAUAGUAAUUUGAAACUAAUAUUGUUUGAAUGUUUGUUAUCAGACUGUGACUGAAUAACAAAGCUCAUGCAAAACUAUUUUACCAGUUAUGUUGACUGUUUAUAUCUUAGUGGAAACUGAAAUGUAACCAUUCCACAGUAUAAUUUAUCGCCAAAGAUAAUUUAAUUAGAAUUUGCUGAAAAAGCGUUGGAAAGAAAUACGUUCCUUCCAUCUUAUGUUAAUCAAUUGAACAUACAUUGAUAAAGAUACUUGUUACUAGCCAGCAGUAUGUAACUGUGCAGUUAUUUGUCUGUUUUCUAAGGUAGAAAAGCUUUGAUGACAAACUGCCUACCUUCAUAUUUCUCUUAUUAUAAUCAGUGUGUCAUCAAUAUAUUUCAGAACUGUCUGACUGUGCUGUUAUAGAUUUUCACAUAAGUAAAAGCUUGAAGCUAUUGCAUCAGUCCUGAGAGCUUCAUGUGUGUUGUUAUAUAGUCAGAUACAUCUUUUUCAAGUGGAGAUUACCUUAAAUUAAAAAUGGCAAGCGCUGUAUGUCAUACUUAGAAGCUACUGAGCCCCUACAGUUUAUCUGUUAUAUGUAAAUAUAUAAAAGAAAACACUAUAUUUUCUGACUCUCAAGUCUCCUAUUGUUGGUCUUAUUACUGAGACUUCCUUCUGCAUAUCAGUUUUUCACAAUGUGCUGCACUGAAACUGCUUUCCUUAUAGUGUUACUCGAUUAAUUGAGAAAAAGAAUACAAAUUACUGAAUGAUGACAUGUUUUCUCAUGACUCUGUACAUGACAUUAUUAAUGUAAGACGUUUUUGAAGAAAAUUAUGAAAAUGUCUUUCAUAUUUAUUCCAUUUUCAAGAAAAUGAAAUAAAAAAAAUCUGUGUUAGGAUUAGUUAUUUAAUAGCAGUUUAGAGUGAGUCUGUGUUAUGUGAUCCUGUUACGUAAUGUUUGAAACUAUUCAGGCCUGUGAUAAUGAUGUAAAUGGGAAAGUAAUAAUUUGAAUUAGAAACGUACGAUAAAUAUAACUGUUUCUGUGCCAUAUGUCCUGUGUAGAUAGAAAAAGGUUAACAAGUAAAAUCUGAUCAGUAAUCAGUAAUGGAUUGGAAAAUGAUGUACACUUGAAUCUGUUGUAAAAUAAAUGUAAAAAGUGUAUUUUUGAGUUGCUUACACUUGAAAAUCAUAAAGAUGAUAGUAACAGCAUGAACUAUUUCAUAUGAAUGUUCCUUAAUUUUUUAAAAAGGCAGAAUGAUUUGAUAGAUACAUUUAUAACUGUUUUUGAUCUAAAGUAUACCUGUACAUAUGAAAGAAUUAAAAGAACUUAUGAUGUUAUAUUUAAAGGUAACUGUAUAAGAGAGAGACAUUGAAAACACUGUUAAAAUAUUUUAUGAUAUUGAAAAUUUUCCCUAAGAGAUGUUUCGCUUAUAUAAUUUAAUUUGCUCCAGAUAAUUCAGGCAGCCAAACUUCAGUGAGAAAAAUAUCACUGUUAGUGUAUUCAUGGCAGUCUAGUAAUAUUUACUAUAUGCCACUGUUUCUAACCCUGUUGACCCAUGGUGUAACACUGUAACAGUAUAAAUUUCUGAAAGGAACUUGUUAAAUAUUUCAGUGGUUUGCAAUCAGGACUGAAAUUGUGACUUCUGGAAUGACUCAAAGGAAACAGUUUUCAUAGGAAUUUUUCCAUAGUCAAAAAUUAUUUAACUCAAAUGAUCAGUAACUCCUCUGAAAAGUGUAUGUGUCAUGAACAUAUUUGUUUAAUUUCAUGAGUCAUAGUAUAGUUGUGGUGUAGAAAUAUAAUGUGAUGUCAAAUAAAUUUAAUUAUUUGAUUAACACAUGUCAUGAAAAAAAAAAUCAUAAGUGAAAUUUAAAGCCAGCUUUGGACCUAAACAUGAGCAAUAACUACGGUAUUUAAUUUAUCUUCAGGUUUUUCUCUGUGUGAAUAUUGAUCAGUUUUUUGUACAACCUCGAGACCAGUAUAGCAUGCAGCAUUUAAUAUGUACAUAGAGGACAAGUUCCUUUCAACAAGCAUCACUACAGAAGGAUUUAACUGUUAACAUAGGUACAGAAAGACCUUGUUUCCCUUGCACACAAUAAGUAGAAUACAUGCAUCGAUAAGAAUGAUAGAAAGUUAUGCAGGAUGUAUUUUAUCACUCUGACUGAAAAUACUACAUAUUCUUUGCCCUGUAAAUCCUUAAGGUUUCAACCUCAUAAUGCUGGUAACUGGUGACAGCUUUGUGCAUGGUAUUUUGUCUGAUUUCUGCCAUGCCAUGGGCAGAGGGUUACAUAUUUUUGAGUAGCUUUUAUAUGUACAGCUUGAUUAUAUGCUUUCUUAAAACAGCUAGUCUUAGCAUUAAUUAAGCAAACAAAGUGUGAUGUAAUAUAGCAGUGAAAUAAUGACAUGUCUGCUGUUCUAACGAUAAUAGCUUCCAUUUGUUUUAUUUCAAAAAAUAAAUGUAGUUCUUUAUUUUGAUUUAAAGUUCAUUAAUCUUUGUUUAUCAUACAUUAAAGUAAUUUUGUAAGGAAA
Messenger RNA from Schistocerca gregaria, 8924 nucleotides. Its product is annotated as glypican-5-like. Gene Ontology annotation, biological process: positive regulation of canonical Wnt signaling pathway; cell migration; regulation of protein localization to membrane. The transcript has 9 exons. Gene Ontology annotation, cellular component: extracellular region; cell surface; plasma membrane. Bases 179 to 2176 code for a protein of 665 amino acids. Lineage: Eukaryota; Metazoa; Arthropoda; Insecta; Orthoptera; Acrididae. The record is from RefSeq and is a predicted model, not a curated record.